Molecule: messenger RNA, 2352 nt
Organism: Knipowitschia caucasica
Lineage: Eukaryota; Metazoa; Chordata; Actinopteri; Gobiiformes; Gobiidae
Source: the annotation of a GenBank genome assembly
AUGGCAAAGUCAAAGAACCACACGUUCCACAACCAGGCUCGUAAACACCACAGAAAUGGCAUCAAGAAGCCCAGGUCUCAGCGCUACGAGUCUCUGAAGGGGGUGGAUCCUAAAUUCCUGAGGAACAUGCGUUUUGCCAAAAAGCACAACAAGAAGGGCGCUAAACAGCCGGACUCUGCCACAUACACCAUGGUGGAGCGAGUGCCGGAGACCAUCAGUUUCCCCACGGAGGAGGAGAAGAUCCUGCAGUUUUGGAACGACAAAGACUGUUUCCAGGAGUGUCUCAAACAGUCCAAGAACAGGCCGAGAUACACCUUCUACGAUGGACCUCCGUUUGCGACCGGGUUGCCGCAUUACGGACAUAUUCUGGCAGGGACCAUCAAAGACGUCGUGACCCGAUUCGCUCAUCAGAGUGGCUUCCACGUGGACCGUCGCUUUGGCUGGGACUGUCACGGCCUGCCAGUGGAGUAUGAGAUCGACAAGACUCUCGGAAUCAAAGGACCAGAGGACGUGGCCAAGAUGGGGAUCGCUGAAUACAACAGACAGUGCAGGAACAUCGUCAUGAGAUAUUCCAACGAAUGGGAGAUCUCGGUGAAGCGUAUGGGCCGAUGGAUCGACUUCAAGAACGACUACAAGACGCUCUAUCCCUGGUUCAUGGAGACAGUUUGGUGGGUGUUCAAGCAGCUGUACGACAAGGGUCUGGUUUAUCGCGGCGUCAAAGUGAUGCCCUUCUCCACGGCCUGCAACACGCCUCUGUCCAACUUCGAGUCCCAUCAAAACUAUAAGGAUGUGCAGGACCCCUCUGUGAUUGUGAACUUCCCUCUUGUGGAGAGUCCGGAGGUUUCUCUGAUCGCUUGGACCACGACUCCUUGGACCCUCCCCAGUAACCUGGCUCUGUGCGUCAACCCGGAGUUCACCUACGUCAAAGUCAAAGAUAAUGCCAACGACAAGACCUACAUCAUGAUGGAAGCCAGACUCGGAGCUUUGUUCAAGGCAGAGAGCGAGUUCACUCUUCUGGACAAAUUUCCUGGUAAAGUUUUGAAGGGGAAGAAAUACAAGCCUCUGUUCCAGUACUUCAGCAAGUGCGGCGAGACUGGAGCGUUCCAGGUUGUGCUGGAUAACUACGUGAAGGAGGAGGAGGGUACUGGAGUGGUCCACCAGGCACCGUACUUUGGAGCUGACGAUUACAGGGUUUGUGCCGACUACAACAUCAUCCAGAAAGACCAGGCUCCCAUCUGCCCCGUUGACGCCUCUGGCUGCUUCACCGCCGAGGUCACAGACUUUGCUGGACAAUACGUCAAAGUGAGUGACAUCACAGACACAUGCCGCGGACGAUCCGGGUUUCGAGGAACUGCCGUGGAGCUGGGCACCGAAAUUCACCAACACCAUGCCAACGAGAAAGAGGAAAUGCAGGAACUCAACGUGAAGUUUGCUGGGUACAUCGAGAAGGUGCAGGCGUUGGAGUCGAGGAAUGCGUCUCUGCAGGCCGAGUUGGCAGCUCUGCAAGGCCGCUACAAGGGCGGACCUUCCAACAUUGCCGAAGAGUACGAAGUGAAGUUCAAAGAAGUGCGCGACUUGAUUGAAGCUUUGACCAAUGAGAAAGGAGCGGCCGAUAUCGAAAGAGGCUAUCUCGAGGAGGAAGUUGAGGUGUGGCGCUUGAAGCUGGAAGAGGAACUUGCUCUGAAGGAAGAGGCCGAAAUGAUUCUGAGAGAGUUCAGGCAAGACGUCGACAAUGCCACUCUCCAAAAGGCUGAGCUGGAGAAAAGCAUCGAACAGUUGGUGGCCGAGAUUGAGUUCCUGAAGAAGCUCCACGACGAGGAGGUGGCUGAUCUGAUGAAGCAGAUAGAGGAUUCAAAGAUUACCGCUGAACUGGGCGGUGAGAGGCCUGACCUAGCUGCGUAUCUGCGAAACAUGAGGGCAGAGAUUGAAUCGGUUGCUGCGAGAAAUGUCCAAGAAGCUGAGAAGUGGUACAAAAGCAAGUUUGACACCCUCAAAGAGCAUGCCGGCAAGCACGAAGACCACAUGAAGUCGAUGAAGGAAGAGAUCAGCGUUUUCCAGAACCAAAUCACAGAUCUGCAAAACCAAAUUGACGGCUUGAGGGCAAGGAACGCGGCUCUAGAGCAGCAACUGGAAGACAUGGAGAUCUCGCAUCAGGAUAAAGUCUCCGGGUUCGAGGGCGUCAUCAGCCAGCUGGAGACUCAGCUCUGUGAGACAAAGCUGGAGAUGACCAAGUACCUCCAAGAUUACCAGGAACUUCUGCACAUAAAGCUCAAGCUGGAUGCAGAGAUUGCCACCUACAGGAAGCUGCUGGAAGGGGAGGAAAGCAGAUUGGGGAUCGCCAAAGACGCCUAG